ACAUUAUUAGAAGAUCCGUCAUUUUGUUCAAUGCUUAUUCUUCAUUGAUGCAAAAUUAAACAAUUAUAUAUUUGUCAACCCAUUGUUUAGGUUUAUAUAUUUUUGUAUUGUGUUAAGUUCGAUAAAGACGACAUUUUCUUCAUGGUGUCCUGUUGAUAAUUAAUUCGAUUUCCAGUGUUACAGACUUUAAAAAUGACUACUUCUGAACAAAUAGGUUUGAACAAAACAUGGGAAUUAUCCCUAUAUGAAUUACAUCGUACCCCCCAAGAAGCUAUAACCGACAAUAAUGUAGAAAUUGCUGUAUCUCCUAGAAGUCUCCAUAGUGAAUUAAUGUGCCCCAUUUGCUUGGACAUGUUGAAGAAAACGAUGACUACAAAAGAAUGCUUGCAUAGGUUUUGUUCUGACUGUAUUAUAACGGCUUUGAGAUCAGGCAACAAAGAGUGUCCUACAUGCAGAAAAAAGUUGGUUUCCAAACGAUCUCUAAGACCAGAUCCCAAUUUUGACUUGCUAAUUGCUAAGAUUUACCCUAGUAGAGAUGAGUAUGAAGCUCAUCAAGAAAGAGUCCUUGCCAAACUGAACAAGAGUCAUUCCUCUGCUGCUUUGGUCAAUUCUAUCAAUGAGGGUAUCAAAAUGCAAUCACAAAACAGACCAAACAGAUCAAGAAAAAUGAAUGAUAAUGAGAGAAGUGAGGCUAACGAAACAAGUUCAGCACAAAAUCAAGAAAACCCAGCUCCAAACCCAAAUCCUCCACCUGCAGCUGUCAAUCAGAAUUCCAAUCCUCCGAGUACAGCUGCGCCUGGUAGUCCUGUACCAUCCGGAAGAAGCUCUCCACCAUCUCAGCCUCCUAGUCCAGUAUCGAGUAAUGUAAGUUCCAUCAGUAAAUCCUUAGGAAAACGACCAAAGAGUGUUAUGACAUCAGAGAGAAGCGAAGAAAGUGAAUCAAGUGAAAGAACAGAACAAACUGAUACUGAAGGAGAAGGUCCAUCAGAACCUAUGACACUCAAUGAAAUAGAGUUGGUUUUCAAGCCACAUCCUACAGAAAUGGCGGGAGAUAAUGCUCUUGUCAAAGCACUGAAAGAAAAUUCUAUUCGUUACAUAAAAACGACAGCUAAUGCCACAGUUGACCAUCUUCACAAAUACUUGGCAAUGCGCUUAACCUUAGAUUUGGAAUCUCAACUUUCUGCAUCUCAGCAUAAUUCAGUGAAUUUCUGUAUAUAUAUAUCUCCCUCUGCUGGGCAAUAUGUACAACUUAAUGGUAACCAAACAUUGGGACAGGUAAAUGAUAAGUAUUGGAAGGUUAAUAAACCUUUAGAAAUGUAUUAUUCUUGGAAAAAGGCAUAGAAAUCUUCUGGCCCUAGAAAAAAAAGGAAAAGGAGGAAACCGAAAAGAUACUACCGUCGAUUUCCAUUGUGUGUUUUCCAUAAUGAUACAUUGAUUUCCACUUUCAGUUCCAUAUUUUGUGCUUAUUAGUUUAGAUUAUUAUUUAUUAUUGUGAUAUCUACGGUUUUUUUUCAUUUUACACCAAAUGUUGUAAAUAACUGAAGUAACUGAUUUUGUAAUUUGGAAAAAGAUUUAGGAUUUUUUGUUCUUAUUGGUUUUUUUAAGAAAUGUUAUUUCUGGAUAAGUAUUUUCAACUAGCAUUUUUAUUUUAUCAUGUAUUUCAAAAAUUGUUUGUUGCAAGUGUCAUGUUUUUAUUUAGAAUAAAUUGGUUGGCAUUAUUAA
Messenger RNA from Harmonia axyridis, 1722 nucleotides. It is a transcript of the gene Sce, whose product is annotated as E3 ubiquitin-protein ligase RING1. Gene Ontology annotation, cellular component: ubiquitin ligase complex; PcG protein complex. NCBI's taxonomy places the organism in Eukaryota, Metazoa, Arthropoda, Insecta, Coleoptera, Coccinellidae. The transcript is spliced from 2 exons. The coding region runs from base 193 to 1341 and encodes 382 amino acids. The record is from RefSeq and is a predicted model, not a curated record. Gene Ontology annotation, molecular function: ubiquitin protein ligase activity; chromatin binding.